Messenger RNA from Alternaria alternata, 3135 nucleotides. RefSeq names its product peroxisomal multifunctional enzyme type 2. Gene Ontology annotation, molecular function: oxidoreductase activity. The record is from RefSeq and is a predicted model, not a curated record. NCBI's taxonomy places the organism in Eukaryota, Fungi, Ascomycota, Dothideomycetes, Pleosporales, Pleosporaceae. The transcript has 4 exons. Bases 421 to 3135 code for a protein of 904 amino acids.
GAGGUCGAGCACACUCUUGUCAUUGUCACAUGAUACCCCGGACUUUACCAUGAGGAGGAGAGAAUGGGGUGUUGGAGACAUGUGAAAGCAUGCGGUGCACGGUGCGCAGAUCCCCACACAUGACCAACUGCCGUCGGGGCCGAGGUAAAUCGUCAUUAUCAACAGCUCGGCUGCUUUCAUGAGACACGUCCGGGUCAGAUCGAGAAUGACCUUAGUUUGAACAUCCGUCACGCUGCAAGCCACCUAUCCUCUCAUCUUCACUUUUCAUAUCCUGCACUUUACCAACGUGGGAUCUUUGCUGAUACCCAUUUGACAUUUGACACUCUUGUUGCUUGCUUGUAUCGGACAUUCCUCGAGCGCAACUUCUCUCUACCAACAAACAAGGAGGCAGCCUCGUCACAAAAGCGUACCAAACACAUCAUGGCUGCGCAGGAGCUGCGAUACGACGGCCAGACCGUUGUGGUAACGGGUGCUGGUGGUGGUCUGGGUCGCGAAUAUGCUGUCUUCUUUGGCAGCCGCGGCGCGAACGUGGUUGUAAACGACCUGGGCGGAAGCUUCAAGGGCGAAGGACAGGGCUCAGCGGCUGCAGACAAGGUCGUCGAUGAGAUCCGCUCCGCUGGCGGCAAGGCCGUCGCCAACUACGAUUCGGUCGAGAACGGAGAGGCCAUCAUCAAGACGGCCGUCGACACAUUCGGACGUAUUGAUAUCCUCAUCAACAACGCCGGUAUCUUGCGAGAUGUCAGCUUCAAGAACAUGAAACAGGCGGACUGGGAUCUGAUCUACCGCGUCCAUGUCUACGGAGCAUACAAGUGCGCACAUGCCGCAUGGCCCUACUUCAGGAAACAGAAGUACGGAAGGUUGAUCAGCACUGCGUCUGCUGCCGGUCUUUUCGGAUCUUUCGGACAGACAAACUACUCCGCCGCCAAACUCGCUCUCGUUGGCUUCACCGAGACGCUCGCCAAGGAGGGCUUGAAGUACAACAUCCUCUGCAAUGUUGUCGCCCCAAUCGCCGCUAGCCGAAUGACUGAAACCGUCAUGCCUCCCGAUGUCCUCGAGAAAAUGAAGCCCGAAUGGAUCGUUCCCCUCGUUGCCGUCCUCACACACAAAUCCUCUACUGAGACAGGCGCCAUCUUCGAGGCGGGCGCCGGCCACGUAGCUAAGCUGCGAUGGGAACGAGCCUCUGGCGCUCUGCUCAAGGCCGACGACUCCCUCACACCCGAGGCUGUCGCUGCCAAAUGGAAGGACGUUGUCGACUUCUCCAAGCCUGAGCACCCGCAAGGUCCAGCCAACGCCCUUGAACUGCUUGAGAAGGCCAACCAACUGCCUUCCAACCCCAAGGGCGAGCCGAUUGACUUCAAGGGUAAGGUUGCUCUUGUCACUGGUGGAGGUGCCGGUCUGGGUCGCAUCUACUGCUUGCAGCUGGCCAAGCGCGGUGCCAAGGUUGUUGUAAACGACCUCGUAAACCCUGACAACACUGUUCAGGAGAUCCAAAAACUUGGUGGAGAGGCCGUUGGCAACAAGGGCGAUGUCCAGGACGGCGAGUCUGUUAUCAAGACCGCGAUUGAGAAGUACGGUCGCAUCGACAUCCUGAUUAACAACGCCGGAAUCCUCCGCGACAAGGCAUUCGCCAACAUGACCGACGAGCAGUGGGACAUCAUUCACAAGGUUCACUUGUUCGGUACCUACUCUUGCACAAAGGCUGCAUGGCCCUACAUGCUCAAGCAGAAGUACGGUCGUAUCCUCAACACCACCUCCACCAGCGGUAUCUACGGUAACUUUGGCCAGGCCAACUACGCUUCAGCCAAGUGCGGUAUCCUCGGUUUCUCAAAGUCCCUCGCGCUUGAGGGCAAGAAGAACAACAUCUUCGUCAACACUGUUGCUCCCAAUGCUGGCACUCAGAUGACCCGCAGCAUCAUGCCCGAGGAGGUUGUUCAGGCACUCAAGCCUGACUACAACGCUCCUCUGGUCAUUCUCCUUGUCUCUGACAAAGCCCCUGAGCCAACUGGCGGCCUCUAUGAGAUGGGUUCCGGAUGGUUCGCUGCGACUAGGUGGCAACGAACUGGUGGACACGGCUUCCCUGUGGACGUAAAGCUCACUCCUGAGGCUGUCGCCUCCCAAUGGGAACGUAUCACCAACUUCGAUGAUGGCCGUGCUGACCACCCCUUCGACAACGCCAGCGGUCUCAAGUCCAUCAUGGCCAACAUGGAGAACACCAGUAAGAAGAACAAGAAGGAGAAGAAGCCAACAAAGAGUAACGAGGAGGUUCUCGAGGCUCAGAAGAAGGCUCUGGCUGCUAAACCCCAGGGCACGCCUUUCGAGUACACUGAGAGGGACGUCAUUCUCUACAACCUCGGAAUUGGCGCUAAGCGCACCGACCUUCCUUUCGUCUACGAAGGUGACGAGAACUUCCAAGUAAUCCCCACAUUCGGUGUUGUACCACCUUUCAACGCUGAGCCUCCCUUCUCCUUUGAUGAGAUCGUCCCCAACUUCGACCCUCGUAUGCUCCUUCACGGCGAGCAGUUCCUCGAGAUCCGAAAGUUCCCUAUUCCCACUGAAGCCAAGCUUGUCGCUGUGCCCAAGCUCGUGGAGGUUGUGGACAAGGGUGCCGCUGGACUGGUUGUGUACGGUAGCGUCACCAAGGAUGCAAAGACCGGCGAGGAGAUCUUCUACAACGAGAGCACAGUAUUCAUCCGUGGCUCUGGUAACUUUGGUGGCCAGAAGAAGGGUGGUGACCGUGGUGCUGCCACAAAGGUUCACAAGCCACCGCAACGCGCACCAGACACUGUUGUCGAGGAGCGCACAACUGAGGAGCAAGCGGCUAUCUACCGUCUCUCUGGCGAUCUAAACCCACUCCACAUCGACCCAUCAUUCAGCAAAGCUGGUGGAUUCCCAACACCUAUUCUGCACGGUCUGUGCAGCUUUGGUAUCUCGGGUAAGCACGUACUACAAACCUAUGGCCCCUUCAAGAACAUCAAGGUCAGGUUUGCGGGUGUUGUGCUGCCAGGUCAGACAUUGAUCACUGAGAUGUGGAAGGUAGGGAACACAGUCAUGUUCCAGACCAAGGUUAAGGAGACGGGUAAGCUAGCCAUCAGUGGGGCUGGUGCUGAGUUGAUGGGCGGUGGUAGCAAGUUGUAG